UCGGUCACGUAGCUCUGCGGCACCGGCAGCGCCUUUACAGCCGCGCGCGAGAGCCGGCGCCGCACAAGCAGCGGAGGCAGCCUAGACGGCGGACGGGCGAAGGGAGCAGCUGAGCGAGAAGGUCAACCAAGAUGACCCACCAAUACCCCGCUCUCACUGCCGAGCAGAAGAAGGCACUCUCGGACAUCGCCCAGCGAAUUGUGGCCCCGGGCAAGGGCAUCCUGGCAGCCGAUGAAUCAGUAGGCAGCAUGGCCAAGCGGCUGAACCAAAUCGGGGUGGAAAACACGGAGGAGAACCGGCGCCUGUACCGGCAGAUCCUUUUCAGCGCAGACAGCCGGGUCAAGAAGUGCAUCGGGGGCGUCAUCUUCUUCCAUGAAACCUUGUACCAGAAGGCAGAUGAUGGCACGCCCUUCGUGGAGAUGAUCAAGGACAAGGACAUUGUUGUGGGCAUCAAGGUCGAUAAAGGGGUGGUGCCCCUGGCCGGCACUGACGGAGAAACCACCACCCAAGGGCUGGACGGGUUGGCAGAGCGUUGUGCCCAGUACAAGAAGGAUGGGGCAGACUUCGCCAAGUGGCGUUGUGUGUUGAAGAUCAGUGAGAACACUCCUUCCUCCCUGGCCAUCCUGGAGAAUGCCAAUGUGCUUGCCCGCUAUGCCAGCAUCUGCCAGCAGAAUGGCAUUGUGCCCAUCGUGGAACCGGAGAUCCUGCCAGAUGGGGAGCACGAUCUGAAGCGUUGCCAGUAUGUGACUGAGAAGGUCCUGGCUGCUGUCUACAAGGCCCUGAGCGACCACCAUGUCUACCUGGAAGGGACCCUGCUGAAGCCCAACAUGGUGACCCCCGGCCACGCCUGCCCCACCAAGUACAGCCCUGAAGAGAUCGCCAUGGCCACGGUCACUGCCCUGCGCCGGACCGUGCCACCUGCCGUGCCAGGAGUCACCUUCCUGUCUGGCGGGCAAAGCGAGGAGGAGGCCUCCAUCAACCUCAACGCGAUCAACAACUGCCCGCUGCCCCGGCCAUGGGCCCUGACCUUUUCCUACGGCCGGGCCUUGCAGGCUUCUGCGCUCAAUGCCUGGCGGGGCCAGCGGGAGAACGAGGAGCUGGCCACCGAGGAGUUCUUCAAGCGAGCUGAGGUCAACGGCCGGGCAGCUCUCGGCAAGUACGAAGGCUGUGGCGACGGCUUUGGCGCAGCCGGACAGUCUCUCUACGUAGCCAACCAUGCCUAUUAACCCCAGGCAGGGUUCUCGGGCCCUGCUGACCAUGCCCCGGCUCCUCCGCUGCUUUCCAUCCCGGCCCCCCAUCACUCCCUGCUUUUUCUAGCGUAGCCAUGACAGCAGCGAAGUAGGCAGGGGAGCAUCCGAUGCCGGAGAGAAGGCUGGGCAACGCCAGAAGGAAGACGGGACACAAGCUUUGGUGGGGUG
Candoia aspera is the source of this 1418-nucleotide messenger RNA. It is a transcript of the gene ALDOC, whose product is annotated as aldolase, fructose-bisphosphate C. Bases 132 to 1226 code for a protein of 364 amino acids. Gene Ontology annotation, biological process: glycolytic process; fructose 1,6-bisphosphate metabolic process. Gene Ontology annotation, molecular function: fructose-bisphosphate aldolase activity. The record is from RefSeq and is a predicted model, not a curated record. The transcript has 9 exons. Gene Ontology annotation, cellular component: cytosol. Lineage: Eukaryota; Metazoa; Chordata; Lepidosauria; Squamata; Candoiidae.